AUAUUUCCCCUAAUCCUAUCACACACUAAUUCACCUCAUUCAUACUGACUCCACCAAUACUGCUUUCCCCAUUUCCUGUGUCACUUAGCAACAACCAUCCCUCCCUUUUCCACUCCCCCAUCCAUCCUUUCAUUUUUUUCCUCCUUUGCAAUCACGAUUUCCAGGCUGUUUAGAAAAAUGAGGAUGCUCAGCAGCAUAGGGCAAGCUUUUCUUUCCAACCUCCUUUUUUAUGCCUGCCAAAUCCUUCUCGCCUCCAAAAUGAAAAUCCAGGCUGCCUGCAUAUGUGUAAUCAAAGGUUAAAAAGCACCCCGGCUGACACCACGCAUGUGUUAAUCUGUGCUGCAGCAGAGUGCAUCAUUUCCACUUUGACCUCAGAGUUAAUCUGCAUUCAGGCAGAAGCUCCGUUGCUUUAUUCUUUCAUUCUUUUUUUUUCUCCAUUUACUCUUUCUUGCUCCGUUGGCUUUUCUUGCAUGUGUGUCAGUGGUUCCGUAAAUGCGUGCAUGUGCAUGUGCUUCUUUCCUUGACUGUUUUUAUUCUGUGAAUGUCUGUGAUUCUGGCUUUUUGUUUGGGUUUUAUUUUUUUCCUUUUCUCCCAAUUAUAUUAUUUCCCUAGAUUUGGAAGCUGCUGCCUGCUGCCUGAGCUGACGUUUUCUGAUUAUAUCUGCAAAGGGCUUGUGCAGAUCUAAUUUCUGUCCCCCUGCAUAUUAAUUCCCGCAGCUGGGCGCAAUGUCUCAUCCCACUGACGGGACCUGGUAGGGAGGGGGGAGAACCACUACCAAAAAAAAAUUAAAGAAGGGGACGGAUCCAUCUGCAACCAAGAGAAAAGGGGGGAAAAAGCUGGGGAGGGGGGGUGGGGGGAUUGGAAUAGAGAUGAUUCCUCCAAAUCCAACAAGCCUGGGGAGCACUGCAUUCUUGAAUCCUGCAUUUUCUCUCAAAAUGAUGGUGUGGGCACUCCUGUUCCUCUCUCUCAUCCAGUGCUCCACCCAAAAGGGAGAUGAUGAUUAUGAAGAUUACACUUCAAAUAAGACUUGGGUUUUGACUCCCAAAGUCCAUGAGAGUGAUGUGACUCUUAUUUUAAAUGGCUUGCUGGAAGGAUAUGACAACAAGUUGAGACCUGACAUAGGAGUUAAGCCGACAAUAAUUCACACUGACAUGUAUGUGAACAGCAUUGGGCCUGUGAAUGCCAUCAACAUGGAAUAUACAAUUGAUAUAUUUUUCGCCCAAACGUGGUAUGACAGACGUCUGAAGUUCAACAGCACUAUAAAAGUGCUCAGAUUAAACAGCAACAUGGUUGGGAAGAUCUGGAUACCAGACACAUUUUUCCGAAAUUCCAAGAAAGCUGAUGCUCAUUGGAUAACAACUCCUAAUAGGAUGCUCAGGAUCUGGAAUGACGGCAGAGUCUUGUACACAUUGAGGCUGACAAUUGAUGCAGAGUGUCAGCUACAGUUACACAACUUCCCAAUGGAUGUGCACUCCUGCCCCCUGGAAUUUUCAAGCUAUGGGUACCCCAGAGAAGAGAUCAUCUACCAGUGGAAGCGCAGCUCGGUCGAGGUGGGGGACACCAGGUCCUGGAGGCUUUACCAGUUCGCCUUCACAGGACUGAGAAACACAACUGAGGUGGUGAAAACUACUUCAGGAGACUAUGUAGUCAUGUCUGUUUUCUUUAACCUGAGCAGGAGAAUGGGUUAUUUUACUAUUCAGACCUACAUUCCCUGCACACUUAUUGUUGUCUUGUCCUGGGUCUCUUUCUGGAUUAAUAAGGAUGCAGUUCCAGCCAGAACAUCACUGGGUAUUACCACUGUCCUGACCAUGACCACCCUCAGUACAAUUGCUCGUAAAUCUCUUCCCAAGGUCUCCUAUGUGACAGCAAUGGAUCUUUUUGUGUCAGUCUGCUUUAUUUUUGUUUUCUCUGCACUUGUGGAAUAUGGAACUUUGCAUUACUUUGUCAGCAAUAGAAAGCCAAGCAAGGAUAAAGACAAAAAGAAGAAAAACCCACUUCUUCGGAUGUUUUCCUUCAAGGCACCUACUAUUGACAUCCGCCCCCGAUCAGCUACUAUUCAAAUGAACAAUGCUACACACCUGCAAGAAAGGGAUGAAGAAUACGGGUACGAGUGUCUGGAUGGCAAGGACUGUGCCAGUUUUUUUUGCUGCUUCGAGGAUUGCCGGACGGGCGCGUGGCGGCACGGCCGGAUCCACAUCCGCAUCGCCAAAAUGGACUCCUACGCCCGCAUCUUCUUCCCCACCGCCUUCUGCUUGUUCAACCUGGUCUACUGGGUAUCCUACCUUUACCUUUAAGGCAGAAGGAAAUCAGUGAUAUCAGCCUUACUCACUGAAUUUCUUAGAGAGAUGGUUUCCUAAAUUCACUUGAAGUAUUUAUGAUGCGCUUUAUAGUGGUCUGAAUUCUUUAGUGCCAUAAUCCCGUAAAUAUCAGUCAUAUCAUUUGUCCAAAAAUUGCCAUCUGGUUAUUGUGAGUUGUAUGUCCAUUCCACAUGCCAAAAAUAAUUUGAAAAUAAAAUCCUAUGGACAGGCAAUAUACAGCUACACCCGCUGGAACAGAGAGAAACGGGGAGCGUAGCAACACCACUCACCAGCUGGUACUGCAGUUUCAAACAGGAGAGGAGAGAGAGGGGAGAUAAAGUGCUGUACAGUUGGCUAACAUUGGCUAUAAUUAUGCUAUAGCUUUAUUCUCUGUGGGCUUUUCUUUUUGGAAGAGUCAUCUCUCACUUUGAAUAGGUAUUAUUAAGCUAAGAAAGUUAAAUUCUACUCCCACCAAGAUGAAAAUUCCAUCCCUUUAAGAGCACAUGUACAAUGCUGUAAAUAUUUCAAUACCUUGUAGUACAUAAAGUCUAGUGCAUGCAUCUUUUGGGGGCCAAAAUAAAUGAAAAAAGGUACCAUAAAGUUUUGUCUUUUAUUUUGUGUCUCUGGAUGUGCUAUUGUAAUUGAAAUGUGGACAGAACUUUUUUUUUUCUUGAAAAAUUGCCCCUUUCCCUCAUGCAUGGAAGAUCCAAGCAGACAGCACUUUCAUGUAAGACAUUAGAGAAGCCUUAAGGAUUCAAAUUAAUAACAUGUAGACAAAUCUGUAUGGCCAAUAUAAUAGCUCAUAAAGUGUAAUGUAUGUGUCAGCUGCAGUUGUAGCCUUCAUUUGCCAUUGAUAUUUCAACUGAAUCUCCAGUAAUUACACAUUGCAAGAUCAGCUUCCGAAUUUAAUCCAUGUGCUUCUAUUGUUCUUUUCCUAUGUUGAGCUCUACAUUUUCCUUACACAAGUGUUUGUGGGGGUCUUUUAUUCUUUAAACCAAUCCAGGAAAUAGCUUUUAUUCUAGACGUUAUUUUUACAUAAGAGCUUCAAGUUAAUUUUGAAACAUUAGACUUUGUAUUAUAUAUACACAAAGAGUUCUCUGCCCAUUCAUGUCCUUGAUCAGCAAUAGUUGUUGUCAGUGCUGCUUUCACUCGGUGAGUACCUUUACUAAAACAAACCUUCCCUAGCACAUAGAUAGCCUUGAAAAUGACAGGGAACAAAAGGGUGUCUUGGCUACUAAAUCACAUGUAUGCAGCUAUGUGCAUUUAAAACCUUCAACCCACCUGGGUGAAUCUUGAAAACCUUUUAUCCACUGGUUUUCAGAACCUGUAUGAUUCUCAAUUAUGCAACCUUUAGCACAUGUAAAUAAGACUAAUCUUUUUUUUUUUUAUCUUGUAAAAUGUCACCUCCAGGAAAGUGGGCUUGCAGCUUGCAAAGGGAGAUCUAUAAUCUAUCAUUACAGAAUUACUACUAGUUAAAAUGGAGGAAAAGGAAAGUUUUCCAAUGUUUGUAUAGUUUUGGAAAUAAAAAUGUAUAAAAAAGGAAUAUCUCUAUCAUCGAUUGCUCCUUGUCCAAUGUAUUUGAAAAAAUUUUAAUAAAGGAAUUGCACACACCUGUGGACUUUUUCAAUAAAACUGCUGCACUCAAUUCCAGUAUUCCUGUGAUUAGUUUGUUAAAAGCAUGUUUUGAGAACUAGACUGCUGGACUAGUUUGAUUCAUCAGAUGCCUAAAUAUAAGUGAUUAUAAUCCU
Messenger RNA from Neopelma chrysocephalum (saffron-crested tyrant-manakin), 4045 nucleotides. It is a transcript of the gene GABRG2, whose product is annotated as gamma-aminobutyric acid type A receptor gamma2 subunit. The transcript is spliced from 10 exons. The record is from RefSeq and is a predicted model, not a curated record. Gene Ontology annotation, cellular component: dendrite membrane; neuron projection; synapse. Lineage: Eukaryota; Metazoa; Chordata; Aves; Passeriformes; Pipridae. Bases 870 to 2294 code for a protein of 474 amino acids. Gene Ontology annotation, biological process: synaptic transmission, GABAergic; regulation of postsynaptic membrane potential; nervous system process. Gene Ontology annotation, molecular function: benzodiazepine receptor activity; GABA-A receptor activity; transmitter-gated monoatomic ion channel activity involved in regulation of postsynaptic membrane potential.